This is a messenger RNA of Andrographis paniculata, 908 nucleotides long. Its product is annotated as plasmodesmata-located protein 7-like. Gene Ontology annotation, cellular component: plasmodesma. Lineage: Eukaryota; Viridiplantae; Streptophyta; Magnoliopsida; Lamiales; Acanthaceae. The record is from RefSeq and is a predicted model, not a curated record. The transcript has a single exon. The coding region runs from base 58 to 858 and encodes 266 amino acids.
AUAACCCAUAAUACAUUUUGUUAGGUCAUUUGUUCCUCGACAACAAAGCAACAAACCAUGACCACUAACCCUCUCUUCUACUUGCAACUCCUCCUCUUUCUAAUAAAUCUCCGGCCGUCGUCUUCCUCGCCGGAAUCCUUCGUCUACGUCGGCUGCUCCCAGCUCAAGUACAGCUCCGGCAGUCCGUACGAAUCGAACCUCAACUCCAUCCUAGCUUCCUUCGUAAACUCCGCCUCCAUUGCCGCCUUCAAUUCCUUCAAAAUCUCCUCGCCGGGAUCUACCGCCGCCGUCUACGGCCUCUACCAGUGCCGCGGCGACCUCGCCGCCGCCGACUGCCACCGCUGCGUCGCCAGCGCCGUCUCUAGAAUCGGCGCCUUCUGCGCCGGCACCUCCGGCGGCGCGCUGCAGCUCGACGGCUGCUUCAUUAAGUACGACAACGAGUCGUUCGUCGGCACCGUCGACAAGGCUGUGGUGUCGGAGAAGUGCGGGGCGGCGACGGCGGCGGGGUACGGCGGCUCCGACGACGUGCUGACGCGGCGGGACGCGGUGCUGGCAUACCUGAAGGACGGCGGCGGGCAGUACUUUCGGGUAGGGGGGUCCGGGAAGGUCCAGGGGAUGGUGCAGUGCGUGCAGGAUCUGAGCUUGGGGGAGUGCCAGGAGUGUCUGUCGGAGGCCGUACAGCGCCUGAAAAGCGACUGCGCGGCGGCGCCGUCGGGGGAUAUGUUUUUGGGUAAGUGCUACGCCCGCUACUCCGACCAUGGGUACUCGUCGGAGGGCGGCGGGCGGCGGCGGGGCUGGCCGGGGAAGAUCGCCGUCGUGGCGGGUUUGGGGUGGUUAAUUUGGGUGUUGAGACAAUAAUAAUGUUUUAAAUGUUAGUUUAAUUUGUUAAGUGCUUUUGGAAUGUAUUA